AUGUCAAUAUCGCCAUCAACCCUCUACUACACCGCUGCAUUGCUGCACGCCGCCACAAUCCCCAAACACACCCUCGUCGGCCUUAACAAAAUCGCCCCAGCCAGCGCGACCAUCACUGGUGACCAACAUGCUGUGACGAAGAAACUCAUCACGCCGACUUGGUUGCAUACGAAUGUCUUCCUGGCCACAUUCGUGCUUCUCAACUUGAAAUGGGCUAAGAGCGGAGGGCCAGCGACGUUUGAGGAAAAGGUCAUUGUGUGGGUGCAGGCGGUGGCGGGUGCGUGGGUUGGGUUGAAGUACUAUCAGGCGAAGAUGUAUGUGGGGUUGGGAGUGCUUUGGGGUGCGGCUGGGGCGACGACGGCGGCGAUGUUGUUGCAGGAGGCUAUGUAG
Fulvia fulva is the source of this 390-nucleotide messenger RNA. RefSeq lists its product as uncharacterized. The transcript has 2 exons. Lineage: Eukaryota; Fungi; Ascomycota; Dothideomycetes; Mycosphaerellales; Mycosphaerellaceae. The record is from RefSeq and is a predicted model, not a curated record. The coding region runs from base 1 to 390 and encodes 129 amino acids.